Tachysurus fulvidraco (yellow catfish) is the source of this 938-nucleotide messenger RNA. RefSeq names its product zinc finger matrin-type protein 2-like. The record is from RefSeq and is a predicted model, not a curated record. Gene Ontology annotation, biological process: mRNA splicing, via spliceosome. Gene Ontology annotation, cellular component: U4/U6 x U5 tri-snRNP complex; spliceosomal complex. NCBI's taxonomy places the organism in Eukaryota, Metazoa, Chordata, Actinopteri, Siluriformes, Bagridae. The transcript is spliced from 5 exons. Bases 93 to 491 code for a protein of 132 amino acids.
UCAAACAUCAUGCACCCCAAUUUUAAUGUAAACUACAGCAGUAUAACAGCACAGAGAAACCCGUAGCAAACAAACCUGUCCCCUAAAGAACGAUGGCUGAGAUGGGAGGGUACUGCAAUAUUUGCAAUUUCUUUUUGGAAGCCUCAUCCAGCUUUCUCAGUCACAUUAAUAGCAGGGAGCAUCAGAGGACACUGAUAAGGGGCAUUUUGGAGUACUACUCAUUAAAUUCUACAAGCAAUCAUUAUAAGAAGAAUCUUAGAAGAAUUGAACUAGUUCUAGUAACAAAAAAAUAUCAGAACAGACUUAACGAAUUAGAAAAGGAGGAAAAGGAAAAAGCGUACAAAAGGGAGAAGCGAAGAGAAAAGAAGGAGAGAAAAAGAGAAAAGGAGAGGAAACGAAAAGCAGAAGAAGACCUUUAUUUUGCAGCAGAUGAGGAAGUGGCUGCUGUAAUGGGAUUCUCAAAAUUCGGUUCCUCCAAAAAGCCUCAUUGAAUAUGAAUGUGUUGCAGGUACCAAUGCUGAGGCCUCACUGCUCUGUUUAGCUCGAGGACUGGUCUGAUUUUUUUUUCUUUUUUUCAAAUGCACAAUGAGAAUACAAUGAGAAAAUUCAAAGCCAACAACUAAUCCACUUAUUUUGCCAUCCUUGGUUAUUUGACAUUUUAGUACUUGUCUAAGUCUGUUGAUUUAGUAUUCCAAUCAUUUGUCCAGUCUCUACUAUUGAUUUAUAGUUACACAGUAAACUAAAGCAAUAUUAAAUUGAUCUACUAAUGAAUCUGAAAUGAGUUAAAGUGUGUAGGUACUAAAGGAUAAGAUGUACUUGAAUUUUUUUUUUUCCCUCUGCUUUUGGUCCUCUUUUAAGAUUUGAAUGUUUUUUGACACCUUUUUUCAUUUUACGUUAAAAAGCUUUUAACCUUUGUAUCUGAAUAAAUAUUUAAUUGC